ACAGACACAUACUAAGUCAAUCUCUGCUUUUCAGAGUGGUACACCACACAAACAAAAACAAACAAUGCAAUGCCAAAUUCUAGCUUGAGAUGUUCACAUAUAAUUAGAACUUUGCUGUAAUUUUAGCGCUCGGGUUAGGACCACAAAUCUCAAGUUAGGAUUGAGCCCUAACUGAAUGUUCUUUUUCCAAACACUAUCCAAAACAGCACAUGUACAGUUGGCAUUCCAAAGCAACAGCUAAAUACAUCAUACCUGGGUCCAAAUACAAAAUCAUUUUAAAUAGUUUGAGCACUUCAGGCCAAAUGGACAGGGUCUUUCUAUUGGUUUAUUAAGCCAGGCAAGCUCAAACAGGCACAGAUAAAUUAUUUGUAAAGAUUGUUCAAGUAUUUGAAGCCCAGGUAUGAAGCAUAUUAACAGCUAGGAAAACAGCGCCAGCAUGAACAAGAAGCUCUACCAUUUCCUCUGUGUCCAGAGGUAAGACCUGAUGGAAAAUGUUAAAACACAGAUUGUUAUUUAGUGGCCAAAACAUCAUCAGCUCAGUCCACAACAUUGGUCAUGGGGGCUCAAACACCACCUAAAUUAGCAGAAAAACAUCACUGAACGUUUAUUCUCCCUAACCACAAAAAAGGCAGGAAGGAAGUCAAGGGAAAACAUGCCCCUUUGGUUUCUGCCAUGAAGUGGAUCUGAUUUUGACCUGAGAAUUACCCACUGACCAUACAGUAUCUGAAUAGCUUUAGGACAUGCAGUCAAUAUUGUUACUGUAACAUUAGGCUAGUCAUUUUUUAUUAGUCAAGAAGAUCUUCAGUCACAGAAAGUUGCACAAUAAACCCAUAACAUUGAAACAGCCAAAGGUCUUCCUGAGAAUGGCAUAAUAGAACACUAAGGGGGAAAACCAAAGUGAGAAAUGAACAAACUGUAAACUAUUAGGGUGUUGCAACGAAUGUCUCCUCCCACUACAACGAAUCAGCAAAUAGCUGCUGAUAAAGAGAACAGGAAUUCAGUUUCAGGCCUGGACAUGAAAAAAAAAACACACACAAAAUGCAUACAGCCUGAUGGUUCAGUGUUAACACUAUCGGAGUGUGGACAGUACAGUAGCCUGUCUGACCAUGUGAACCAGCAGUCUGGAUGGCCAGUUGAUCCUGCUAGUGGUUGAUCCUGCUAGUGGACAACUAGACUAUAGCAGGUCUACUGAAGAACCAGAGGACUGAGUUGGAAUAAUAACGUGGAGGAGAUAGGAGAAAGACAUGGCAAACCUACUAUCUGGGAUACUCUUCUGUCUGUUGGUAGGACUCUCUCUCCAGGACAAUGAAAAGAAACUCAAGACAAAACGAACGGUCCCAGAUGUGUUGAAACCAAAGACGUUCAAAGGCAGGGAAUACCAGUCCAACUGUACAGCUGAGACAGGGCCCCCCAGCCUGGUCCCUCUGUCCCCUGGGCUGGAUGUGAGGCUGGAGGACCCUGCAGCAGCCUACACCACGGGGCUCCUCAGCACCAGGCUCAUCCCCUCAGCCUAUCUCCUGGCCAUGGCAGUGGGCAUCCCCUCUAACGCUUUCAUCCUGGCCUUCCUGAGGCUCCGGGCCAGGUCCUACUCCAUGGCUGUCCUCUACCUGAGCCUGGCCCUCUCCGACCUGCUCCUCCUGCUCUCCCUGGCCCUCCGCAUCCACUACCACCUCAACGGAAACAACUGGGUGUUCGGCGAGGUGGCCUGUCGCAUCGUCACCGCCUGUUUCUACUGCAACGUCUACUGCUCUGCCCACACCAUCGCGUGCAUCAGCCUCAAGCGCUACCUGGCCGUGGUGAGGCCCUUCCUCUACAGUCGGCUGCCCAAGAAGGCCUGGACGCUGGGGGCAAGCCUGGGCAUGUGGGGCCUGUUUGGAGCAGCUGUGGUACCAGAGCUCCUGGUGAGGCAGAGCUUCUUGCUGCCCCGUAUGGGCCUCAUCACCUGCCAUGACAUACUGCCCCUGACGGAGGAUUCCCAUGCCCUGCUGGUGCCCUAUAGGCUGACACUGGUCUGCUUAGGGUUCCUCGUGCCAUUUGUGACCUGUGCCUGGACCCAUGUGGCGGUGGUGUGGCACCUGGGUCGCUCAGGCCUCGACUGGACACCCUUCAUCAGGCUGUCUGGACCCAUUCCUGUGUGUGCUCAUGUCCAGGACAACCACCUCCAGACUACGCUUUGCUUCGCUCAGAAGGACACCUCAGAGACUUGCUGUUCCGGUGUAGAGACUCUCUCUCUGUGUGUGUGUGUGUGUGUGUGUGUGUGUGUGUGUGUGUGUGUGUGUGUGUGUGUGUGUGUGUGUGUGUGUGUGUGUGAGAGAGAGAAAGAAGGCCGAUUUAAAGCAAUGCUAUUCAAGUGAUAGACUGCUGCAGAGUUUUAAAACAGCUGCAAAAUAAUAAUAAUUUACAAUUAAAAAACAAGGUGACCCUCAAAAGCCAGAUGGAGUUGGGUAAAUUAGACACGCAUUCGGUCUUUAUAUUACUGUGGUAUAGGUUAUGCUGCAGCAAACGCAGGCCUACCUGUCACAAGAAAGAAAAAAAUAGUGACCAUAAUGAGAUGAUAGGUCUACAUGCAUUGUGUACUGCCCUCCAUACUGAGAUGGGUCUGUCCCCACCCUAAGAGUUGAUUCAUCAUGCAGAGGUUGUAGUGAAGCCAGAUGUAGACAUUGCAUACAAUUUAACAGUUCCAUUUCAGACUAUGCUAUUCAUAUAAAUAUUUUAUUAUAACUUACCGGUUUCUCGCAGUUAUUUAUCCUGGGAAAAGAGUGGUUUUGGGUGGGAAAUCCCGGUAAAUGGGUUCCGCCAUUCUUAUGACUGACUGCAUUUCACACUACUUCUGGAUUAUAAUUGGACUGUAAAGCUUGUAUGAAUGUCCUGCUUAAUAUAAUGUUUGUGUCAUCAUCACAAAAAUGGCACUUUGGCUAGCUUUGGUACAGUCUAUGUCAAUCAGUGUUAAUAUUCUAGUUAAUAACCUCUACAGGAUCGGUAUCCCUAUACUGGGAUGGUUGUUGCUAACGUGCACUAACGUGACUAGAAUGACAUUGUAAGCAACAGCCAACUUUCCAGGACAUACAGUGCCUUGCAGAAGUAUUCAUCCCCUUGGCGUUUUUCCUAUUUUGUUGCAUUACAACCUGCAAUUUAAAUGGAUUUUUAUUUUUUUUAUUUCGAUUUCAUGUAAUGGACAUAAACAAAAUACUCCAAAUUAUGAAAGUGAAAUGAAAAAAAUAACUGGUUUCAAAAAUGUAAAAAAGAAUAUUAAAAUUGGUGUGUGCAUAUGUAUUCACCCCCUUUGCCACGAAUCCCCUAAAUAAGAUCUGGUGCAAAGAAUUACCUUCAGAAGUCACGUAAUUAGUUAAAUAAAGUCCACCUGUGUGCUUUGCAAGUGUAAAUCCUAUCAGCAUAUCGAUUGCGCAACCAGGGCUGGCAAAACCCUAGAUCAUUGCUAUUCUAACUUCCGUGACACAUAUAAGGCCCUCCCCUGCCCUCCAUUCGGAAAAGCUGACCACGACUCCAUUUUGCCGUUUCCAACCUAUAGACAGAAACUAAAACAGGAAGCUCCCGCGCUCAGGUCUGUUCAAUGCUGGUCUGACCAAUCGGAUUCCACACUUCAAGAUCGCUUCGAUCACGUGGACUGGGAAAUGUUCCGCAUUGAUGAAUACGCUGAUUCGGUGAGCGGGUUUAUUAGCAAGUGCAUCGGCGAUGUCGUACCCACAGCUUCUAUUAAAACAUUCCCAAACCAGAAACUGUGGAUUGAUUGCAGCAUUCGCACAAAACUGAAAGCGUGAACCACUGCUUUUAAUCAGGGCAAGGUGACCGGAAACAUGACCGAAUACAAACAGUGUAGCUAUUCCAUCCGCAAGGCAAUCAAACAAGCUAAGCGUCAGUAUAGAGACAAAGUAGAGUCGCAAUUCAACGGCUCAGACAUGAGAGGUAUGUGGCAGGGUCUACAGUCAAUCACGUACUAUAAAAGGAAAACCAGCCCCGUCGCGGACUAGGAUGUCUUGCUCCAAGACAGACUAAACAACUUCUUUUCUCGCAUUGAGGACGAUACAGUGACACUGACACGGCCCGCUACCAAAACCUGUGGGCUCUCCUUCACUGCAGCCGACGUGAGCAAAACAUUUAAACGUGUCAACCCUCGCAAGGCUGCAGGCCCAGACGGCAUCCCCAGCCGCGCGUCCUCAGAGCAUGCGCAGACCAGCUGGCUGGUGCGUUUACGGACAUAUUCAAUUCAAAUCUUAUCCCAGUUUGCGGUCCCCACAUGCUUCAAGAGGGCCACAAUUGUUCCUGUUCCCAAGAAAGCUAAGGUAACUGAGCUAAAUGACUACUGCCCCGUAGCACUCACUUCCGUCAUCAUGAAGUGCUUUGAGAGACUAGUCAAGCACCAUAUCACCUCCACCCUACCUGACACCCUAGACCCACUCCAAUUUGCUUACCGCCCAAAUAGGUCCAAAGACGGCGCAAUUGCAAAUCACACUGCCCACUGCCCUAACGCAUCUGGACAAGAGGAAUACCUAUGUGAGAAUGCUGUUCAUUGACUGCAGCUCAGCAUUUAACACCAUAGUACCCUCCAAACGUGUCAUCAAGCUUGAGACCCUGGGUCUCAACCCCGCCCUGUGCAACUGGGUCCUGGACUUCCUGACGGGCCGCCCCCAGGUGGUGAGGGUAGGCAACAACAUCUCCACCCCGCUGAUCCACAACACUGGGGCCCCACAAGGGUUCUCAGCCCUCUCCUGUACUCCCUGUUCACCCACGACUGCGUGGCCAUGCACGCCUCCAACUCAAUCAUCAAGUUUGCAGACGACACUACAGUGGUAGGCUUGAUUAACAACAACGACGAGACUGCCUACAGGGAGGAGGUGAGGGCCGGUGAGGUGAGGAGGAGUGUGGUGUCAGGAAAAUGACCUCACACAACGUCAACAAAACAAAAAGGAGAUGAUCGUGGACCUCAGGAAACUGCAGAGGGAGCAGCCCCCCUAUCCACAUCGACGGGACAGUAGUGGAGAGGGUAGAAAGUUAAGUUCCUCGGCAUACACAUCACGGACAAACUGAAAUGGUCCAACCACACAGACAGGGUGGUGAAGAAGGCGCAGCAGUGCCUCUUCAACCUCAGGAGGCUGAAGAAAUUCAGCUGGUCACCAAAAACACUCACAAACUUUUAUAGAUGCACAAUCGAGAGCAUCCUGUCGGGCUGUAUCACCGCCUGGUACGUCAACUGCACCGCUCUCCAGAGGGUAGUGAGGUCUGCACAACGCAUCACCGGGGGCAAACUACCUGCCCUCCAGGACACCUACACCACCCGAUGUCACAGGAAGGCCAAAAAGAUCAUCAAGGACAACAAACCCCCGAGCCACUGCCUGUUCACCCCGCUAUCAUCCAGAAGGCGAGGUCAGUACAGUUGCAUCAAAGCAGGGACCGAGAGACUGAAAAACAGCUUCUAUCUCAAGGCCAUCAGACUGUUAAACAGCCACCACUAACAUUGAGUGGCUGCUGCCAACAUACUAACUCAACUCCAGCCACUUUAAUAAUGGAAAAAUGGAUGUAAUAAAUGUAUCACUAGCCACUUUAAACAAUGCCACUUCAUAUGUUUACAUACCCUACAUUACUCAUCUCAUAUGUAUAUACUGUACUCUAUACCAUCCACUGCAUCUUGCCUAUGCCGUUCUAUACCAUCACUCAUUCAUAUAUAUUUUUUUUAUGUACAUAUUCUUAUUCAUUCCUUUACAAUUGUGUGUAUAAGGUAGUUGUGAAAUUGUUAGGUUAGAUUACUUGUUGGAUAUUACUGCAUUGUCGGAAAUAGAAGCACAAGCAUUUCGCUACACUCGCAUUAACAUCUGCUAACCAUGUGUAUGUGACAAAUACAAUUUGAUAAAUAGCCUCUACAAUCUAUGAAAACAUAUUUUUUCUAUCUUGGAAAGCUGUAAGUGUUAUAAUAUGAUACAGUACUUGUUGCUCUAAGUCCUAUCAUCAACUGAUUUGAGCAGAUCAUUUAAAAAAUGUGUGGAAUCACUACACUUAAACUGUCUGGCUGGCUAGCUAACAAACAUACUGUGCAGAUAAUCUUAAAAAGCAUUGUUUUCCACAAUAUCUUAUCACAGCACUGGCUGACUGAUGGCUUACCAAUUGCCUUACCAAAAUCGCUGACCAUUUAUACCGUCAUAGAAGGUUUCAUGUCCAUUCUAGUAUUGAUGGUUUCAUUUGUGUACUUCAUCAGCAAGGAUGUCCUGAAAAGCCAGCUGGCAGCAACAGUGAUGACAAAAACAAUUCUCCCAGAGGAUGUUAAGAAACCAGACAGUGUUGGAGCCAAAAAGGACAUGACUACUUCAAAGUUACCUUCAUGUACUGUUAUGUCUUGUUCACAAUGACAACUUGAAAAUAAUACCCUUUCAGUACACAUGAAGUGUAUUCAUGUGGGCCUAUUCCCAUACAUUAAUUUGUUAAUUAAUUCUCAUUUUACUGAAUAUUUAAAAUGGUCCAUAUUGAUAGAAGGAGCAGGGUUUAGAUAAAGGUGAGGGCUGGUUCAUACCUGUGCUCCAGACAGACCUGUUACAGCAUGCUCCCAUUAAUCAGUGACCAUCUCAUUCAUGUCUCCGGCCCUCCCUCUUAUUAAGUCUAGGUUACAGAUCUAGUGUGCGUCCCAAAUGGCACCAUAUUCCCUAUAUAGUGUGCUACUUUUGACCAGAGCACUGGGCGCUGAUCAAAAGUAACGCACUAUAUAGUGAAUAGGGCAACCUAGAUCUGUAAGAUCUGAUCAACAGCUGUGAUCCCGAGCCUCUGAGUAGCACUCUGUCCAUGAAAUGUAUUUAAUUCUUGCUAGCUGGAGUCUCAGAGGCUGAUGUAACAAUUUGAUGAACAAUAUUAAUUUGAGGCAAGUCCUGAAGACACCUAGUAAAAAAACUGCGACAUAGUGGUAUCGUCGAUAACAACUAGACUGACCGGAAAUUGCCAGACCGAUAGGAAGUGUGAUCUUUUGACUUUUGAUCAUGGAAUGUGCAUAAAGCCUAAUCAUGGGCAUGGAUUCUAUAAGGUGUUGAAAGCAUUCCACAGAGAUGCUGGCCCAUGACUCCAAUACUUCCCACAGUUGUGUCAAGUUGGCUGGGUGUCCUUUGGGUGGUGGACCAUUCUUGAUACACAUGUGAAACUGUUGAGUGAAAAACCCAGCAGCAUUGCAGUUCUUGACAUACAAACCGGUAAGCUUGGCAACUACUCCCAUACCCCAUUCAUCAAAAGGUACUUAAAUCUUUUGUCUUGCCCAUUCACCCUCUGAGUGGCACACAUACACAAUCCAUGUUUUGUACACUCAGUGUAGGAUCUCAU
Messenger RNA from Oncorhynchus keta (chum salmon), 7311 nucleotides. RefSeq names its product proteinase-activated receptor 3-like. NCBI's taxonomy places the organism in Eukaryota, Metazoa, Chordata, Actinopteri, Salmoniformes, Salmonidae. The record is from RefSeq and is a predicted model, not a curated record. The transcript has 3 exons. The coding region runs from base 1245 to 2354 and encodes 369 amino acids. Gene Ontology annotation, biological process: blood coagulation; thrombin-activated receptor signaling pathway; phospholipase C-activating G protein-coupled receptor signaling pathway. Gene Ontology annotation, cellular component: membrane. Gene Ontology annotation, molecular function: thrombin-activated receptor activity.